This is a messenger RNA of Pleuronectes platessa (European plaice), 3437 nucleotides long. RefSeq names its product probable G-protein coupled receptor 148. The record is from RefSeq and is a predicted model, not a curated record. Gene Ontology annotation, molecular function: G protein-coupled receptor activity. The transcript has 2 exons. Gene Ontology annotation, cellular component: membrane. Gene Ontology annotation, biological process: G protein-coupled receptor signaling pathway. Lineage: Eukaryota; Metazoa; Chordata; Actinopteri; Pleuronectiformes; Pleuronectidae. The coding region runs from base 537 to 1481 and encodes 314 amino acids.
CUGGUUUGGAGUUGAAAGGUGUUUAUUUAAGUGACAUCAUACAGACGUGAGAUCAUGACUUUAUGGACGGGUUAUAACAUUUCUCUCCUUUUUGCUCGAUCAAGAAGUUUUUGGACUCUUCCUUAACUGAAGGAAUGUCAGUGACUUGACUGCUAAAGAGGGAAACUUCAAUCAAGCCAUUUCCAGUUAGACGGUUUUCACAUCUCGGGUAGAGAAUUAGAAAAAUCAGCAACACUCGGAGCAGUGAAGGGGAUGAAAAGCUCCACCCUGUUCCUAUGUUACGGCAAAGUGGCAGCAGCUUUCUCCCACCUCAUGUUAUCUGUAUGAGUCAACAGAGAGUGCAUCAGGUAAGAGCAGGGGACACGACGAGUCGGACCAAGCAUCCAUUGAUUUGCACGAGUGCUAAGCUCGAUGGAUGUGCAUCAGAAGAGAGAGUUUUCUGUUCUGGACGUCGGGAAGCUGCAGGAGGAAGUAAUCAACACAUUGUAAAUCACAUCUCAGUGAGUGCAUCUGUGUCUCUCUAUCCGUGACACAAAAUGACAUCAUCAGUACUGGUGGCCAACUUCACCCAGGAGUGGGUGGAGUGUCUGCGCGGGUGGCACAUGGAGUAUUUUUUCAUCCCGACCAUUGUCGUCACCCUGGCCACCUUGCUGGCCAACCCUGUCCUCCUGUCAUGCAUCUUCCUGUCCCGUGCCUUGAGGCGGGAGACACGCUACCUGCUGGUGGCCAACACCCUGAUGGCCGACAUGCUCUUCCUCAUCCUCAACCUGGCCAUUAUGAUCUGCAUCGCAGUCAGUGCUCAGGUCCCCUGGGUCGUGUGUGGGCUGUUCACAGCCGUCACUGUCACCGCCUACUGCUGCACCGUCCUCACCAUCACCCUCAUGGUGGUGGACACCUACGCUGCUGUCCGCUGGCCUCUCCGCUACCACGACCUUCUUCCUCCUGCCCGCACCCACCGCAUAAUGGUGGGGGUGUGGGUUCUGGCAGCCGUGUACCCCUUCACUCUGGUGAUCAUGAUGGAGGUUGGGAAGGGAAAUUCCGAUGAGGAGUUGGCUGUUUGUCUAGUUCUCGUCUCUCUGGGUCUCAUUCAGGUCCAGAACGUGGUAGCGAUCCACGUCUACUUCUUCGUUACCGCGCUCUUCUGUGCUUUGCUCAUUUUUUACUGCUACAUUCGACUCUACAUGGUAACAAGGACCCAUGGCAUCUGGCAGAGCCGCUUCUCCAGGGCGCGGGUCACCCUGCUGGCCCACGGGGUUCUGCUCCUGCUCUACUUCACCCCCGGCUUUGUCUUCAUCGUGGAGCUCUUCCUGUUCCAGAGGAAGGACAUUAGUCAAGAUAUUCGUGUGUGGGUCAGCACAGUCAACAUGUGUGUUUUCAUGUUGCUGCCCAGAGCGUUCGCUCCGUACCUCUAUGGGCUGAGGUACAGGGAGAUCUCUGACACUUUGAUGCAGCUGCUACAUCGACACAGGGGACUCAGCUAGCACUCAGCAUCAUGAAGGACUCAUCAGGACUGUUCUCAUAUUUCUACAGUGGCAUUACUUGUGAUAUCUGUAUUUUACAUGUUUUCAAAGUAUCCCUCCAACAAAAGGAUAUACCUGCAAAGACAUUACCCAGGAUUUCUCAGUAUGGCCCCACCACCCUAACGUUUUCUGACUAGCCUCAAUUUGAUCUUAGUUAUCAUUUUGUUUACCUAAAACAGUCAAACUUGAAAUUAGUGACUAACCACAAGUUAUACAAAUGCAAUUAUAGAAAACAAAGUAUUAAACUCAUCUUCAGGUCAUAUCAUAUUAGAAAUUCUCUAACUCAACAUGACCUUGUUGUUGCCUCGCCCAGUUAUUGUUAUUAUGAAAUAAUUAGUUGUCGUUCUUAUCUUUCUUUGUUUUAGAUAAUACAUACAAUCAGGGUUCCCACGGUACCUGGAAACCAUGGAAAACAUGGAAUUUAUUUUUUCAUUUUCCAGGUUUGGAAAAGUCAUGGAAACUGAGCAAAAGUGAACACUUCCAUGGAAAUUGAAACAGUUAUCCUGGAAAAUUGUAUUGGAUGAUGUGUAAAAUAGUAAUAAAAUGAAACUAUUGAGCACAGAAUUAAGAUAAGUUUAUAAAAACCCUUUACAUGUGAACAGCUCUUACUGUAGAUAGAAAUGGAUGAUCCCAUGUUGUAGAACAUGCUCUUGGCAUCCUAUCUGGUGUAUUGGAUGUUGGAAUUUGAUGAGGCAACCUGGUGAUAUGGACUUUAAAAGUAUAGUUUCGGAUUGGUGGACUUCGGGAAUAAUAACCGAGAAACAUUACUCACGAUCUCAAUAGAAGGGUCUAAGAACAUGCAUUUCCAGCCAACAGGGGAGCCUUGACAUCUACAGUGAAACUUCUUAUGCAAGUUUAUCCUCAAAUGUAAGAAGCUGUGUUUCAACUGUGUGAUAAACCUGGGUUUAUCAACGUUAGUUAGUAACCUGUGCAACUUGUGCAACUUGCUAGCUUCAGCUUACACUAGAAUUGUUGACGUAAUUUUUACCUUGCUUUUAAAAUACUAGAACUAUGUUCGAUCCCCAUAUGUAUUUCACUCACUGACUUUUCCUAAAACCAUGUUAUUCACCACAUUUAGGGGAGUUUGUUUUGAAUUUGGAUUCAUUAAUGAUGGUUAGCAAGCACAUGCAGUGCAAUCUUGCUAGCCAACAUUCAGCUUGCUAACUAACUAUCUAGUGUUGGCUAGCUUGCGUUGCUAGCUAACUACCAAUACAUUUUCACAUUAGGCUGUGACAUUACUUCUAUACUAGUUGACAUGACCAGUCUAGUCUUGAUACAUUUUGUAACAUUCAUUCUUAUAUCUACUUUUAGCUAUUUUGUGAUUUUUCGUUUUUUCUUUAAAAAAAUGAUACUACUAAAUAGGAACAUUUGGGGUGAGACAUUUUUGAGGUUGCUGUACUGAGGAACCACAGGGGAACCAGCCUUAUGUUUUUCCUUUUAGGUUCAUUAGUUUGAUUUACAAAAGCUUUUACAGAGUAAGGGUAGGCAUAUUACCUCUUCUACGUAAGACUCAUAAUCUCAAAUGUGUGAUGCAUUACAGGAGUGAGUGACAAUGACACGCUGUAGAUUCAGGAUGAGGAAGAGAAGAGGGGAGAAGAUGAAAGAGGAGGAUACAAGGGUAGAGGAUGACAUAGGAAAAGGGAGAAGAGAGGAGUUGAGAAGAGUAGGAAGAGAAGACAGGAGCGGAUACGAGAGGGGAGGUGUGGAGAGAAGAGGACAGGAUAAGAUAGGAGAGGAGUGGAAGAGAGAAAAAAUAUCAAUCCCAGUGCUCAUGUGUCUCAAAGUUCCCGUUCAAUAAAUUGUUGUUCAUCUACAGAUUGUUGCAUUAUUUCAUGCAUUGAUAUAUCAAUAAGACAUAAUCUCUAAGCAUUUACAAUGUAGACUUGACUGGCACAUCUUUUAAAUCACGUUAGUAGU